Molecule: messenger RNA, 1599 nt
Organism: Ruditapes philippinarum (Manila clam)
Lineage: Eukaryota; Metazoa; Mollusca; Bivalvia; Venerida; Veneridae
Exons: 5
Coding region: 87-560 (157 amino acids)
Molecular function (GO): protein binding
Source: RefSeq, a predicted model, not a curated record
AACUUGAACGAACACUUGGACGUGAAGGUUUGACGUCAUAAACAGGAGAAGCGCUCUGACCACCAUUGCGAAAAGAGAAAGAAAACAUGUCGAAACAUCAACUUCUUGCAGCAUUAUUUCUUGUAGCACUAACAGCUAAAGUGGCACACGGAUGCUCGUGCAUGGGGGCAUCGGGACGUUGGAUGACAUUGGAGGAACGAGUUGCAACAGCUGAAUUUGCUGCGCUCGCUAAUGUAACGUCAGAUGUGAUUUCGUCACCAAAAGGACUUUAUUACGAAAUUAACAAGGAAUGUGUCCUUAAGACGCCGAACGGGACGGAUGUAGGAAGGGCGUAUGCGACAAGUCGGCUGAAGCCCGAAGGUAUGAGGACAUCCUGUGAUGGGGCGGACUUGGCAAAAGACAAAGUUUAUUUGAUAAUAGGUGGCUUAUAUAACAGGGACAAUCCAGAUACCGACUCUGUGCUGUAUUCGGGGUGUGGCGGAUUUGUUGUAGAAUGGGACAGAGUGACCUCGGACUUCAAGAAUGAUUUGAAAAAGAUGCUAUCGUUUGAUAACUGUUAAAGUGAAAAAUAUAACACAUAUAGCAAUUUUUUCCGUCUCAUUUGUAAGCCAAACAAACAAACAUUUAGAUUGUUUGAUUGGUGCAUUUUGAUUGUACUCGUAUUUCUAAAAUAAACCAUAUAUUAGUUAAAAUUUGUUUAAGCAAAAUUACUUUGUUGUGUAAGCAUGUUUGUUUGUUUUGGUUUUUCGGCGCACCAACGCAAUAUAAGUCGUAUGGCGCAAACUGUGUUACAAACUUUAAAGCAACAUUCGUGUUUAAAACCACCUCACCCGCUGGAGCUAAUAGAUGCAUAUACUUCAGUAAUUUGAACCCAUUUUAGUCGCCUCUUAUGAUCACCAGGGACAAAUGGUCCUCAGCCAUUUGACGGCAACUCCUCAGCCACAAUUGCAUAUCAAAAAGUCUGCCUUGAACAUAAUCUUCUUCAUCUUACGAGUAUAUAAUUAUUUUGUAAUUCAAGGAGCUACAUUCAUCAUAAGGUCGUAAAUUAGUAUAUUUCUUCUUCUAAUUGAUGCAUAUUAAUGAGCGUUGGUAAGACUUAGAACAACAUAAUCAUGUCUGCCCAAACGCUCUUUAUCAACAAUAUGGUACACAUUUGGUGUACCCGCCAUUUAUUGUAUGUAGGGAAUUCGAUAUAUUUACGAACCCAGUUGCAUGUCCCUUCACUGAAGGUCAAUUUUGGCCGCCAUUUUUUCAUAGCUACAUUCGGUAAGUAUAACUGGACUCGUAAGAUCCCAAUUUCAAUUCAAUUCGCAAUAUUAAAUACAUAGCUCAUUAACCUUAACUUUAAUUAUAACACCCUGUGUGACAAUAACAUCAUUUGAGUCGAUUCUUGACAAAUGUCCACGCCUUAAUGAUGUAAUUACGAUUAAAUAUCAAGUUUCUUUUUGUUAUAACAAUAGACUUAAAGUGGUAACAGCGCCGGGAUUGGUGAUCCUUCUUUGCUUUGCUCUUCAUUUUGAGAAUGUCUGCGCGAGAUUAUGCACUCGUUAAAUAAAACAAUUAUAUUGUUAAAAGCUAAAUAAACAAUGUCGAGUUUUA